Drosophila arizonae is the source of this 765-nucleotide messenger RNA. RefSeq lists its product as uncharacterized. Lineage: Eukaryota; Metazoa; Arthropoda; Insecta; Diptera; Drosophilidae. The record is from RefSeq and is a predicted model, not a curated record.
AAACAAAAUUCGCAGUUAAUUCGAAUUCGAAAAAAUAGUUAAAUCAAAUACAAAACAAUUUACGGCCAUGCAGCACAGUGCCAAAUUAAGCAAACUGAAAAAACAAUACCAGAGUUCAAUAGCAAAUUAAAUAGAAGCUAAAGGAAAUCAACAUCGACCACAACAACAACAACAACAGCAAGCAGACGUGAAGCGAGUAUCGGAGUUACGUUAUACAGACACGGCCAGCCCGUUAGCCAGCAUGUUGUUUACGUCCGGUGUAAUCUGCCAAGUGGAGAAAUUGCUCUGUACACCGAUCAGUUUCGCUGUCUUCGCCUUCCUCUUCAUGGCCUGCACCAUGGAGGUGGUGCUGCUGAAGCUAACGACCAGUGCGCAUAUCUUUGGCCGGCCGCCCAAUCAGGAUGACUGGGAUGAGGGCGGCCAGUUCGGGGAGGAGGAUAUCUACUAUGAGAAUCUCGAAAAUAACUAUGAGCACUGGGCGCGCAGGCGUCUACGCUAUCAUCAGCGUCAGCAGCAGUUGCUACAACAACAACAACAACAGCAGCAGCAGCAGCAACAGCAAUAUCUAUAGACAAUUGUCUCUUAUUUGACUGAAAUUUCUCCAAUUAGACUAUAAAUUAUUAUUUUUUGUUUCGAUUUCAUUUGCGUCUGUAUGUAAACAAUUGCAAAAUUUUCUGCCAAUUCAUUUGAAACACACUCCAAAAGAAACAAGUGAAGAAAAACAAAAAUUUGUGUUAAUAUUUUGUGCACGUUGUUAACAUUAUA